AUGGCGGACCUUGCCAUUGGGAUUUCCAGGACGGCUGUUCAGGCCCUGGUGGACAAGGUCAAGUCCGCACUCAAAGAGGAGGCGGAGCUGUGGCAGAUCGUGCAGCGUGAUAUGGUGUUCAUCCAGGACGAGUUCGAGAUGAUGGAGUCAUUUCUCAGCACCGCGGAUGGCAGGCGCAUCAAGAAUAUUGUGGGGAAGACCUGGGUGAGGCAAGUCUGGGACCUGUCCCACCAAGUCGAGGACUGCGCUGAGUUUGUCCUCCACCUGGACACAAAGCGUUCAUGGUGGGCGUUUUCGCUCCGGUUGCUGCCAUCCUGCUGCAAAUCGGGAAUAGCGCAGCCCCUGGACGAGGUGGUCGCCGAGAUAAAGCUGCUGAAGGCCCGGGUCGAGGAGGUGAGCCAGAGAAACCUGCGCUACAACCUCAUCGGCGACUCUGGCUCUAAACCUGCUGUGCCAAUGCAGCAGACGACCGCUGCUGGUACAUUUGACAUUCCCGACACCUCUAAGAAUCAUUAUGCUAGGGGCUUCUUGGAUCUCACCAAGUUGAUUGCCACGGAAGGCGAGGACCUUCAAGUGAUCUCAGUUUGCGGAACAGGAGGUGAUUUUGGGAAAUUAUCCAUCAUCAGGAAGGCGUACGAUGAAUCAAGAACCAAGGGACAAUUCAGAAACUAUGCCUGGGUGAAGCUGACAUAUCCUUUCAGUCCCCAUGAUUUCAUCAAUGACAUGGUUGCUCAGUUCUACACAAACGCCAAUCAGAAUGAACCAGAAGAAUCUGUUGGUCGAGAUCUCCUACAUCGGACGAACGACUUCCAUAUAUUUGACCUUGCCAGGGAGCUCCUUGAUCGUGUUUGCAACUAUAGGUACCUCAUCGUCCUGGAAGAUGUGUCCUCCAUGCCAGUAUGGGAUCGCAUAAGGGCGUACCUGCCGGACACCAAGCAUGGAAGCCGAAUCGUCGUGUCAACCCACCAGCUCGAGAUUGCAAGCCUAUGCACAGGAAAUCCGUACCAAGUAUCUGAGCUCGGGCAAUUCUCAGAAGAUCACUACGUCUUGGUCUUCUUCAAGGACCACAACGCACAACAUUCAGAAGGCUUUCUACGUGAUGAAGUAAAAUACCAGAAGAGGUCAUCAUUUGUAAGAGAAGUGGCCAAUGAUUGGAAGAACAACUGUUUCCUUGUUGGGCGCGAUAGGGAAGUGCAUGAACUUGGUGAAAUGAUAAGAGACUGCUUUUACAGAAAUGAAGCAUAUGUAGUAUCCGUGUGUGGGACCGCUGGUGUUGGGAAAUCAAGUAUCGUCCAAGCUGUUUACAACCAUUUUGUGGCUAAUAGGAACCACGGGAUGUUUGAAAGGUUGGCAGUCAAAUACAAGGCCAUUUCGUGCCUUCCAAAUGUGCCAGAGGACAAGAAGUAUCAUGUCGAGUUUGACAGUCACCGAGAGGACACUGGUAACCUGAAUCUCCCAGGGUCGUCGGAACGUAUCCCCAAGGAUGGUGAUGUGUAG
Molecule: messenger RNA, 1497 nt
Organism: Panicum virgatum (switchgrass)
Lineage: Eukaryota; Viridiplantae; Streptophyta; Magnoliopsida; Poales; Poaceae
Product: disease resistance protein RPP13-like
Exons: 3
Coding region: 1-1497 (498 amino acids)
Biological process (GO): defense response to other organism
Molecular function (GO): ADP binding
Source: RefSeq, a predicted model, not a curated record